Molecule: messenger RNA, 1663 nt
Organism: Paraphaeosphaeria sporulosa
Lineage: Eukaryota; Fungi; Ascomycota; Dothideomycetes; Pleosporales; Didymosphaeriaceae
Exons: 5
Coding region: 391-1572 (393 amino acids)
Source: RefSeq, a predicted model, not a curated record
AACUUAUUCUUUGGACUCACCCGAUCCUGAACUUGAGGAGCAAUACAUGAUGUCCCAAAGCUCACCAUCGCAAUGGGCCUGGGAUGUAAAUCGUCAAGACUAUUACUAUGUGACGAUCGACGCUUCCGGCAACUAUUGUUACCACUUCCAGAAAGAGGAAACGCCAGUCGCGAGUAGUAUUGGCGGAACCUAUGAGGACCAGAGCUUGAAGGGGAGGAAUGAUAGCGUCCUAACCGAACCCGCAAGCGCACCCGCAGAUAUUCGUGAACAGCAGCCAAACUUCAUACGCGGAGAUCCAGAGAAUGGCUGGACCGAAGGACUCGACUCCAGUAAGUCCUUCGACCCCCUGUCAUUUUCCUUCUUGUAGAAAUCUGAUUUUUAGGCUAUCGCAUGCGUACCGGCAGUGAGGCAUAUAAUUUCUUCAGGGUCGGCAAAGUAUUUUCCAUGCUUCAUAUCCAGGCUGCGAGCGCAAAUGAACUCGCCCCUAUCAGCGACAACAUUACAGUUGUUAAAUAUGGUGAACGCGCAUUUUCACAGAUCAGACGCUUUGUGAUAGUCGAAGUCCGAAGGGGAUAUGUAUACGCUUGUCCGAUAUCCACAUACUCAAGACGGGGUACCCUGAAGCAUGGCUGCGUUCCAUCAGAGCACAGUGUCGUUUACCUCUCAGGCACCGCCCCAACAACAUUCGCAGGGGAGAUGGAGGGUGGCUUAUGCAAAGAGCCAAUUGCAGUAGUACCUGCGGACGUUUCAGUUCAGAUGCACCCUGCCAGUCGUAUACACUAUGCGAAGUCUUAUCCAAUUGAAAUGAAUGUCAAGGUGAAAGAUAUAGGCGACGUGGAACCAGCACACCUGUCUCUGAUAUUGCGAUACUACAGAGAAGAGAACUCCUUCCAAGACAACGGGUCGAACACAUCGUAUACAACCCCUCAAUAUUCGACCUCGCGGUAUCCGAUCUCUCAAAAUCAAUCAACCUAUGCAAACUCGCAAACAUCUUAUACGUACUCCACACCGUAUAUAACUCCUAUUUCUGCACACGACGUUAGCAGCGCGGUAGGAGAAGAUCAUCGAGGUCUUAAUAUUCCUGACACAGAAUUUGAAAUUGUCCACAAUCCUAAGGCGUUCUUCAAGAAGGGGAGAGUUUUUAUGACUCCAUGGCCUGAGCCCGCUGGAGACGCUGUCAGGGACCAGACUGGCCCACGGGUUUCUGUCAACAUCCAGACAUUUGUCGUGAUACGACCGCAGCAUGGGCAUUGCACGUGUUUGCCUAUCAACACGUAUGGAGGCCAGGGCACCCGUAAACCUGGCGUGAUUGCUAGAGACCACGCUGCAGUGGUUGCCCACGGCGACGAGCCCCCAAAACAUUCACUGGAACCGCUCACCAAAUCCCCCAUCUUUCUAAAAGUCGAGAAUGAGUCGAUUGGGCCUGUGGAUCCUAUGUCGCGCAUAAACUUCGCCAAGGUGUACACCGUCGAAGACAACAUGAAAGUCCGUAAUAUUGGACGUAUUGUUCCGGAGUCCAUUCAUCGGAUGGACGAGUACUUCAAAGAGUCUUUCAAAUUCGGCACAGUUUGAACAACGGACGUGCAAGCACAAGAUCAGUCUUCCCAGCAAUCUUUUCUCUGCCAAACUCAUACGUACCAACAUUGGAUCUACUAUAGAAUUC